AAAAAAGUUUGAAGUGCUUUGGAAGCUAUACAGGAUGCAAUCCAAUGAUUGACAUCACAAAAGAAGAAAGAUAAUCCUUUCACUUGAAAGAUACAACCCAAAACUUAGAUCAAAUCAGAUCCUCAUAUAAUUAUAAUCCAGUUGGACCAAAUAACCUAAUUUCAUGUCCUCUUCCCUGAGAUGAUUUCGAGACAGUUGCCAAGAAAAAGUCCCAAAUUAGAGACCGAUACAUACGAGACGCCUCUUUUUCACUGGCCUUCGUGUCCGAUUGGCUCCCUUUCCCUCAACUUCGAUGGAGGAGAGGCGGAGAAUGGCGACUCCAGCCGCAGCUGGAAGAGACGAACAGCAAUGGAAGAAAAAGAAGAAGAAGACGAAGACGGCGGGAGGGAGGUGGCCGCAGAUCAAAAGCAAGAGGGAUCUCCAAAUCAAUCGCCUCAAAGGCAGCAGCAUCUUUACGCAAAGUCCUUCAUUGAAGCAGCAGAGUCUGUGGGAUUCGUGCACCAAGGGAGCUUGGGUCCAGCCAAAGGUGAAGCCUACCGAGACAAUGAACGCAUUUCUGUCAAUGACCCUGUUCUUGCUGAAUGCAUAUGGGAGUCAGGCCUGAAAAAAGUAUUUGAUGAUAUCAAAGUUCAGGAAAAAGUGGCUGUAGGUCUGAAUCCAAAUAUUAGAUUCUACAGUAGGAGCGAGCACCAUCUGUGGACACGAGGGCGAUUCUGAAGCUUGGGGAUGGACGGGAAUUUAAUGGCGAAUCAGCCUUCCCAUCAACCAUGCUGCCUCUCGUGGACCCCCAAGAUGCUUUUGGGCCAAGCUGCAGCUCCUUCUCCAAUGCCACCUCAAUCAAGGGGAAGGUAGUGGUCUGUGACCUUACUGGAGGUUCCAGGAUCAACAUGGGCACUGGGGUUAAGAUGGCGGAUGGCGCAGCAAUGAUAAGACCAAAUACUGGGGUUACUGACGGGUAUACCACCCUUGCUGAAGCUCACAAUCUCCCAAGCAUCGCAUGUUAAUUAUGUCGAUGGAUCGAAGAUCAAAUCAUACUUCAAUUCGCCUCCAUUGUUUUCAAGGGCACAAUAAUCGGAACUUCUCCAGCUCCUACCAUCGCUUUCUUCUCUCUUCGCCCGGGCGUGAACGUUCUUGCGACAUGGCCAUUUCAAGUAGGACCGACUUCCAGAAAUCGAAAUGAAAUGACCUAUAAUCUCGUGUCCGGGACCUCCAUGUCAACCGCCAUCUUAGCAGCGUUGCAGCACUUAUCAAGAGUACACAUCCAGCUUGGUCACCUGCAGCAAUCAAAUCAGAGAUCAUCACAACUUCCGACAACUUGGACGAUGAUGGGAAGCCAAUGAAGGAUGAACAACUCCAAAAGGCUAGCUUUCUUGCAGUGGGCGCUGGCCAUGUUUGAACCCCUCGAAAGCAGUCGAUCCAGGUUUAGUGUGCGACCUGGACGGGAAGGAUUGCAUAGCUUAACUUUGCGGGCUGGGAUACGCAGCCAGGCAAGUGGAAGUGAUCGCUAGACGCAGUGUUGUCUGCAGAAAUGUCAAGAAGAUCGAAGGAGAGUUGAACCAUCCAUCGAUAAUGGUGCAUUCAGAUCGCAGCGUUUCAGUUAAACGCCGCGUGACGUGUUGGGAAGGCAAACUCAACGUACAGAGUCAAGGCGGACAUGCCCAAGAGCGUCUCAGUAUGCGUAACACCUGCGAAGAAAAGCUUCACAGUGAGCUUGAAUUGGAGAUCCAGAACCCGGCUCGGUAUUGUUAAAAAAAAGAGGUAGGCGGAAUUCAGUCAAAAUGAUAUAGAUCACCCAUUUUUCUUGCGCCAAAGAUCUUACAUUUUUGAAAAAACUGGAGAUACAUUUUUUUUUUUCAAUUUUCAUUCAAGAGUUUCUAAAUGUUUCUACGCCCAGCAGCGUAGGCCAUGCUGAAAAAAAUUGAGAUGGAUUUCAAAAAA
Messenger RNA from Phoenix dactylifera (date palm), 1938 nucleotides. The record is from RefSeq and is a predicted model, not a curated record. NCBI's taxonomy places the organism in Eukaryota, Viridiplantae, Streptophyta, Magnoliopsida, Arecales, Arecaceae.